Messenger RNA from Anoplopoma fimbria (sablefish), 1079 nucleotides. It is a transcript of the gene bcl7a, whose product is annotated as BAF chromatin remodeling complex subunit BCL7A. NCBI's taxonomy places the organism in Eukaryota, Metazoa, Chordata, Actinopteri, Perciformes, Anoplopomatidae. The transcript is spliced from 6 exons. The record is from RefSeq and is a predicted model, not a curated record. Bases 224 to 826 code for a protein of 200 amino acids.
UUGUACAGCAGUGUUGGAGGCCUCUUUGUUCUCCUGCACACCCAGCAGGGACACAGAUCUGUCUUCAUAGUGCAGCUGCAGCCAGCCUCCCCCCUUUUUUCCUCUCUGUGCUCUAUCAGUCCGCGCAUGCGCAGUAGCUCCUCUGUGCGCUCCACUGUUUGCAUUGUGUCUGAACUGCCGGCGAGCUUUUUUAAAAAAACAAAACAUUAAACCCACCGCGGCAAUGUCGGGCAGGUCGGUCCGAGCUGAGACCCGGAGCAGGGCCAAAGAUGACAUCAAGCGGGUCAUGGCCGCUAUUGAGAAAGUACGAAAAUGGGAGAAGAAAUGGGUGACUGUUGGAGACACAUCACUCCGCAUCUACAAGUGGGUGCCGGUGACGGAGCCCAAAUCAGAUGAUAAGAACAAAAAUAAGAAGAAGGGUAAAGACGAGAAAUACGGCUCCGAGCUGACGACUCCAGAGAACAGCUCCUCUCCAGGGAUGAUGGACAUGCACGAUGACAACAGCAACCAGAGCUCCAUCGCCGACUCGUCCCCGGUGAAACAGGAGAACAGUUGUAGCACCAGCCCGGCCCCGGAGCCCGCCGCCACGUCCCACCGCGAGACCAGCAGCGAGGCCAAGACUGACCAGAGCCCCGACAGCAAGCGGGGUAAGACCUCCCCUCCAUCAGAGACCUCAGAGAGAGCACCAAGUGCCAAGAGAGACAGUCUGUCCUCAGGGGACAAGGACUCCUCAGACAGCAAAGCCACUCAGGACCUAGAGGAAGAGGCCCCGCCCACCAAGAAAAGCAAAGGGGAGUCUUCGUCUCAGGACUUUGAGGAGAGUUAAAUGUUUGAGGGGGUCGUUCCUCCUCCUCCCCCUCCUCCCUCCCUCUGCACCUCCCUCCAUUAACUCUAGAUACAUUAGGGCUAAUGGAUACACCGGCUCUCCUCUCACUACCCCCCUCCCCCCGUCCUCACACUCCUCUGCCACAGAGGGAGAAUAAUGGAUAUUACCUCUAUUCGCUGGUCUCUCCUCCGUGCUUCCUUCCAGUUCUCCACACUUCUUUCACCAAUGCCAAGAGAAGCUCUCCUUUGUAACC